Molecule: messenger RNA, 336 nt
Organism: Penicillium vulpinum
Lineage: Eukaryota; Fungi; Ascomycota; Eurotiomycetes; Eurotiales; Aspergillaceae
Product: Major facilitator superfamily domain general substrate transporter
Exons: 3
Coding region: 1-336 (111 amino acids)
Biological process (GO): transmembrane transport; carbohydrate transport
Cellular component (GO): membrane
Molecular function (GO): carbohydrate:proton symporter activity
Source: RefSeq, a predicted model, not a curated record
AUGCAGCCAUUGACCUAUAUCUAUGUCACUGAAAUAUUCCCCUUUGUACACCGUGCCAAAGGGAUUGCUAUCUUGCAGUUCUUUACACGUGGAAGCACUACAUUUAAUUCAUUCGUGAACCCUAUUGGUAUGGAUGAUCUUGGAUGGAAGUUCUAUCUGGUUUAUGUGGUCUGGCUGGUUAUCGAGACGAGCAUCAUCUUCUUCCUGUAUCCCGAGACUAAGGGGCCAACCCUUGAGGAUAUUUCACACAUCUUUGAUGGUCCUAAGGCAGGCGGAGACGAAAAGACAGGAGAUGAUGAAAAACAGGAAAACAGGAAAUUAGCCACGUUGAUAUAA